Molecule: messenger RNA, 4921 nt
Organism: Sabethes cyaneus
Lineage: Eukaryota; Metazoa; Arthropoda; Insecta; Diptera; Culicidae
Gene: Axn
Product: axin
Exons: 11
Coding region: 1519-3693 (724 amino acids)
Biological process (GO): negative regulation of canonical Wnt signaling pathway
Source: RefSeq, a predicted model, not a curated record
CAGCUCUCGCUCAACUUCUCGUAUAGUCUGCCUUCUUCAACUAUUCCGAUAGUGGAGUUUUUUCAAUAGCGAGUGAAAUACGAGAAGUGUUAAGCAGUAUAGAACAUUUUUUCCUUGUGUCUUCAAUCUGUAUUUCGUGUUUAAAGUUAUAAAAUGACAUUUUGUAAUGCGUAUUAAACUACAAAAAGUGUUAGCAGUGUUGGCUAUGUAAUGUAGUUUCGCUACGAAAAAUGCAUUAGAAGCUUCCCAUACUGCGUGUAUCGUUCGUGCUGAGUGGAUUACUUCGAGAGUAAACAGCAAUGUAAAAUAACUGUGGAAGUUAUACUUAGAAAGCAGCAUACAAAAUGUCUCUAACAUUGGAUGCUGCUGUGUUAGAUAGUGAUUACUUCAAGUAUACUGGUCUUCCUGUUGCAUAUAAAUAUUACUACCGUUUAUGUGGCAGAGCUUUGUCAUGACACCUGAUUGUUGGAAUAACUGCUUCACACGUGUAGUACUUGCGACCAGGUCCUAAAAUACCUUCUUCAAAUAACGCAAACUCUUCCAGCAAAAAGUGUGUCCAAGUGUCAAAAUUAUACGGUAGAGAUUGGUUCAUCGGAUCAUUGAAAUUUUGCCAUCAACGCUGCAUUAGUGGCCGAAUCACCUACAACAAAGUCGUCAUCCGCAGUGGUCUCAUCGACAACGGUCAACUCACACUCACAGCUAAGUUGAAAAAUGUACGCGAAGAAGAGGAAAAUAAACAGGUUUUAAUCGAGAGUGCUACGGAAAGCCAGAAAACAGAAGAAGACUAAGCCGCUGAAGAAUAAGUCAAGUUUUACACAUGAAAAGUGCCGACAAAUCCGAAGGAGAGAUUGGGUGGACGCAGUAGCAAGAAAGAGUUGGCCUGACAACAUUAAAGUCAGCAAGCGGCUAAUUAUUUUAUUGUGAUGUUUCCCGAUCCGCACCGAAUACCCAGUGCUUCCUAGCGUCGCAAAUCAAAGUCAAAGUCAAAAAGGUGGCCUAUGUUUUAGCCGAAAUUCAAUGUGUUAUAUGCGCUAUUGUUUGAAAGUUUUAUGCAAAAGUCAGAAAAAUACGUUCUAAUGAAAUGAUCUUAUGUGAAUUAGUGGUGCUUAUUUUACGAUAAUCGAGUGAACCCGUGCAUGAAAGGUCUUAAUCAGUCGUUGAGUGUUGCAAUUUUGUGAUAGAGUGACUGGAUUACGAUGGUGUGUUAAUAUUUGGAUACUGAACUGAGAUAACAUUGAACGCGCCUAUUGGGAACACACACGACGGCUUUGGGUAAAGGGAGCCAAUUUUCUCUGCUUCUGGAAAACCGCAGACCUGUUGUUCAAUUAUCACCUAUAGGUUGUUGAGUAACCGCAAUCGAAAACAACACUUUAUACGAAGGAAUAGGUAAUCUCUCAAUCAGGUUGACGUAAGUUUUCGAUGCAGUCACUUUUACCGCAAAGAGAGUGUAAAAAAUAACUUUUGCAAAGCUGUCUUCCGUGCAAAGAAGCUGCAUCCAAAGCUGCAAACUGUUUUCCGAUGAGUCAGUAUAGCUCAUACAAAUUUGAUGACACUGCCUGCCUGUCUAGUGGACCUAGACCACCCGUACCAGGAAAAGAAAGUCGUCGGAAGAUGACGGAAAACCUGAAUACGGACAAAGCUCGUGACUCGCCGCCGAACUACUACCGGUGGUCGGAAAAGCUAUCCAGCCUGCUGGAAGAUGAGGAAGGUGCGGCGCUGUUCAAGCGCUUCGUCCAGGAGCAGGAGGGUGACGAACACUUAAAGCAGUUCAGCUUUUACUUUGCCUGUGAGGGACUCAAGCAGCAACGGGACAACGAAAAAAUGACCCAACUGAUCGGUGCAAUAUACAAGCGGUUUCUGAAACGGGCGCCGCGCGGCUCGAAGCUUCACGUUAGCGAUCAGAUGCGAAACAUGAUCAAGGCUGGGCUGAAAAAUGAUAUCGUUUUGGCACCUGACAUUUUUGAUCAAAUGCAAGCGGACGUGGCGGCCAUCAUCGGCAAUACAAUCUAUCCCAAUUUCCUGCAGUCCGAUAUGUACAUACAGUAUAUUCAAAACAAGCAAACGAGUAGCGACAGUGGAAGCGAAGCUCCCAGUUGUGUUGGAGUAUCGUUGGGAAUAUCAGGAACUUCCACCGGUACGAUAUCUUCGAUGACGAACAGUUGCUCGGAACUGUUGUUGCAUAGUUCUUCGACCUUGCCAACCCUGCACGAGGAUUCUGUACUAGAGCCUGAAAAGGUCAAUGAUGAGGAGAUCGAAAAGUUAUACGGUGCUCUUGGGCCUGGAAUCGCCGGUAGCAGUAUCUCGGUUUCGUCUAGCGUCAGUGGAGCAGGCAGCGCAAGUAUGCCUUCCGGGAAACCGGCUAUGACACUGACCAAGGAUGCUCUUAUGGCCACACAGAAGCGACGUCUUGAAAUGAGACCGCCCGGAGCACACGGAUAUUCUGUGUAUAUGAACUAUGCAUCCUAUAAUCCGGUCUCCCGCCGUGACUCGGAACUGGCCAGUCUCAGUUCGGGUCGUACCGAGUCCGACAAGAUGCCACCACCGGCCAUGUACCACGACGGUCAGUCUCACACGCAACGAAGACACCAAUCUCGGCAGCAUUCGGCAUUGGAGCAAAGACAGAUCAAUGAAAAUGUUGUUUUCAACGACAACUUAAAACACAUACCUCGAAGUCAACGAGUGCAUCCGAAGGUGCUAUCCACGGAACAGUUUCAAACGGAAUUAAUGAAUAAACUGUUAGCGGUUCAGCAAGCCCAAGAGAAAGAGGGAGAAGUCAUACGGAAAGUUCGAGAGAUUGACCAAAUGGACAAGUCUCAAAGUAAUCGAUCGUUUGCGGAUGCCAUUCGACAGAAGCUUCAAGUAGAGGACGAUAAUGAUCAAGAUAUCCUAGAUAAACACGUUUCCAGGGUAUGGUCCGAUCUAACGCCCAGUCGAUCACCAGAUAUUAUGUCCCCGUGUCCCAACAUUAGCCGCGCAAGACGUUACGAGCUAGGAAGCUUUGGAAGUGGAUCGAUGAGUGCACAAUCGUCGAUGCGACAUUCUAAAUCAAUGCCAGAGGGCCAUCCUUUGAAUAUGGCUGGUCCAGCAGCACCACCUUUACCUCGAAACAAACCGCUAAAUAACAAAUGGCCUUCCGUCUAUACCGAUAGCGGGAUUAGUUUACUGUCAACGGAUACUUUGAGCAAAUAUAGCAGCAAGGACAUGCCGCCCAGUAUGAGUACAAACAGUUCGCGUCCACUUUCUCGAACGAUGCACGCCGACAUGUCGAUCGGAAAUACCACCCACCUUCUACAGGAAUCCAGUAGGCGGCUGGACGAUGAAGCGAAAAGAUCGAAACGACAUCAACACCCGCUGCCACCUCUGCCAUUGCCACCAGCUGCCACUUCCAGUUCACUAGUGCCACCUCCAAUACCUGCCAAACCACAGAGCUCAACGGCAACGGAAUUCAUCGUCGUAGUUUACCUGUUCUGCGACGAAGAGGUGCCGUACCGGAUGAAAAUCCCCGGUAGCCACCCGCCCACGCUCAAGCAGUUUAAGGACUACCUGCCGAAGAAGGGGAACUAUCGAUUCUUCUUUAAAACUCACUGCGACGAUCUGGAUAGCCCGGUGAUUCAGGAGGAGAUCAGCAACGACAACGAAGUGUUACCCCUGUUUGAGGGUAAAGUGAUGGGAACGGUCAAACCGUUGGACUAAAAUAUGUGACUCGAACACAGUAGUUAAGCAAUAGAAAGCAUGCGGUCGACGUCACAUACACACACACACUUAACCCACUAGACUAAAGUGGCCUAUAAGAAGUGCAUUUGGCUUCCCUGUCAAGCGUAUGUUUUUCAUCCAUUACACGAUUCUGCGUAGAAUUAUUUCUGUUUUUCGGGAGUUUUCGGUGAUGCCAAACUCAAUGCAUCUGUAUUCUUAUGUUUCAAACGGUUCUUAGAGGAACAUUCUUUGGUGUAAUUCAAUUAUAAAAAAUUAAACGAAAGGUUAACCUUGUAUAUGACGAAGAUCUUUAAAACCGCUUGAGAAUAUGUAAUAGUUGAAGUGCCUUGAUAAAAGUUAAAAACUAUCUAAACUAAUGUAAACAAACUCGACUUGCCGAUAAUGGAAGAUGUAGGAGAGAUAGGUGUUCAAAGGUGUGCUGGUGACAUUUUUAAUGAAAAAAUUAGAUACACUCAGACUCAGCAAAUGGAAAGCUUCUAUCCACGUUUCCAUUAGUACUGAUUUAUGUCGAAACAUGAACUGCAACUAAAAUGCGGUAUCGAAAAGAAUAGAAUUUUGAGCUGACCAAAAUAAGACGUAAUAAAAAAAUGUCGCAGAAAUAGCAAUAUAUAUCUUUCAAAUAACGGAGAGAAUUGGAGUCUAACAGUAUUUUCCUUGUAAUUUAGUAAUGUUAUUUUUAGAUGAAUAACACAGCCGUGUUAUACGCAAUAAUUUACACGUUUAUUUAUUUUUGUCCAAUUGAAUUGCCUUCCCAUAGAGACAAACGAGACGCGCUUGAUAUGUCCAAGUCUGUCCCAAUCUAAGUCGACAUUUUAGCAAACUGUUAUGUUCUUGCUCGCAUUAAAUCCAGUGUAUAGACAAUAACUGCCGGUCAAAAUUCAUGCCGACUGACGACAGCAGAAGAAACAAGGUAUCUGUUGUCCCAAAGUCCCACCAUGUAGUUCUUCUUUUCUAAUCAGAAGAACCGACAAUGGAAAUAUAUUCAGGCUAUAUGAGAGUGUUAUCAUAACGAAUUAUUGGUUCGAGAUAUCCCAACUGAAUAUUUCAUAGAGCAUCCCUCACAGCCUUAAGUUGAAUACGUGAUCGUUGCAUUCUUUCGCAUACAACAAAUGUGUCUAUCUUACGAUUCAUAAGAACAGGAAAAAAGAUGAAUCGUGGUUGCGAGAAAUAUUUAGAAGCUUAUACCCAUAUUACGGUAGAAAAGAAA